Messenger RNA from Ceutorhynchus assimilis (cabbage seed weevil), 1896 nucleotides. The record is from the annotation of a GenBank genome assembly. Lineage: Eukaryota; Metazoa; Arthropoda; Insecta; Coleoptera; Curculionidae.
AUGGCUUCGGUUCCAAGCGAAAAUGAUAGGAAUAUCAAGAAGAAAAUACUGAACGCUGCUAGAUCUAUAAGAAAAAAGUAUUUGGCUUUAAAGCUGGAGAGAAAAGAGGAAGAUGAGGCACUUGAUAGGAUUAUAAACCCUAUAACUGAACCUCUAAGAGAGUUUGUUGAGAAAACGGUUGGCAGAAAAGUCCAAGUUAAACAUGAAAAAGUUAAGCUCGAAGCUCCUAAAACAUAUUUUGAAUCUGAACCGACACUUCCUAGAAAUGUAGAGUUCCAACCAGCAGAGAUUAUUGCUCAAACGAGUGAGAAUUUAAAAAGUGAUGAUGAUGAUGAUGAUGAUGAUGGCGCUGAGGAUGUCUUUUAUGAACCCUUACAACAUUUGAAAGAAGAUCUGCAGAAAUCAAUUCACGAUAGAUCAGGAGCGUAUGAAGAAUUUUUAGAUCAGUAUCCCAAAGUAGCACAAGAGUAUGUAGAUAGAUACUAUAAACAAUCAGAUGAAAUAGACCAUUCUUAUGGCUUGAAACAUGAUAUGAAAACCGAUGAUUGGUCUAUGGGAUCACAAAAAGUCAACUUUCUCCCGAAUGGAGAUAUUAAAGUCGGGGCUGUAUCUUAUAAACGAACGCAGGGCUUAUAUGAUCUUUUAUUUCUGAAAAAGCCGAUCUAUCAGACAGAGGAUGAUAAGUUGCAGUUUACGGAUAUUCUAAACAGGACCAAUGUUCAUCGAAGAGAUUUUGAUCCAUCCAAACAAGUUAAAGGGUCCACAUCUUCAAAAUAUAGACAGUUUGUUAAACCUUUGGUCUCAUCAUCAUCUGAAGCAAAAAGGCUUAAAUCAAUCCUUGCCGAAGCUGUGAGAGACGCCUUGAGUCCCGUUCCUGACUUCCUGACGAUGCUGACCAACAACCCGGACAAGAAACCAUUUGGCCACGCCUUUAUAGGAUUACCUUUGGUCGUGAACCUCUGCAAGACAAGCUCUAUGGAUUCAUUCAUGAUUGUAUUGGCUUCUUUAGGAUUAACUCUUAAUAAUUCAGAUUCAGAAAAUAGUGAAUCAGAUAAUUCUGAUAACGAAUUUGAUAACACUCUUACUCCUGAGCGAGAAGAAGAGUUGAAAAAUGGAUAUCGUGUGCCUGUACCAGGUACAUCUAAACAGCAAGACUAUGCAGUUCCUGAUGCUGGCAAAGUAUUUGUGUUACCUGUUCCAUCUCAUCCACAAGAACAAGAGGAUUUAAUAGAACCCUUAGAAGCACAGCUUUCAAUUUCUGAUUCUGGACAAAAGCCCUCCAUCCAGAGCCCUACACCAAAAGUUAUUGCUAUUAAAAAAGUGGUUAAUAAUUGCAUGGCAACUCAUUCGGCUGGUUCAAACUGUCAAAAGGAUAUCCAAACGAUAAGCUUGGAUGAUUUAAGAUGUUUUUUAACUGGGGAAAUUGAAGCUGGUGUUGCUUCAUUAAAAAACACAACACAUAUAGAAAUACCGAAGGGCCUUAUUUUGAGAAAAAGAACAAGAAUUGGCACAUGUACAAUUAAGUAUAUGAGUGGUGCUAUUGUUAAAAUGUUAUUUAAGUCGAAAGACAUAAGUAACUGCCAAACAUGUCGUAAUAAUUUAUUAAAGAGACACGGUGUACACUAUGAAGAUGAUAAGGUAAUUGAAGCCAGGCAAUAUGAAAGAGGAAACCUCAGAAGACCUGGUGAUUCUGGUAAUCUUUUAAUUUCCAUGUCGUUAAAUUAUUUAUUUCAUUUAAUUCCAAGAUUUUGUACCUUGUCCAAUAUUUGUGAAAUAUUACACAAUGUUUUGCUUGAAGAGCUAUCAUUCAAUAUACUUAAUUGUCCCAAUCACAAGUUAGGUGAAAGACUGUGUAAACUGGUUACAAGAUGUUUGGUUGGUGGUGCAAAAGUGUAA